Corythoichthys intestinalis (scribbled pipefish) is the source of this 3113-nucleotide messenger RNA. It is a transcript of the gene tspan4a, whose product is annotated as tetraspanin 4a. Lineage: Eukaryota; Metazoa; Chordata; Actinopteri; Syngnathiformes; Syngnathidae. The record is from RefSeq and is a predicted model, not a curated record. Gene Ontology annotation, cellular component: plasma membrane. The coding region runs from base 1749 to 2723 and encodes 324 amino acids. The transcript has 7 exons.
AAGGAACGUACACAGAUGUGUAGAGCAUGCGUCUAUUUUAGUGUGAAUGCAAGCUGAGUGGCCACUUUAUAUUUAUGUCAACAUAAUCGCACUUUAGGGUGCAAAUCUGUGUCCGUUUCAGCUCCGCAGAUGCUGCAUGAGAUGAGUCCAGGGGGAGAGUGAGAGAAGGGAACAUGACUGAAGCCAAGCAUGCACUGAGUGGUUGGGUUUGUGUGCAACAACAACCUCUGCAUGUGGAAUGAGUUUUAGACAGGAAGUAAAGAGGAGGAGAAGAUGAAGCACUGGUGCAAAAGGAGUACUCUUCACACUAGUGCUAUGUCAACAACAGAGGGACGAGGUUUUUUGUGUUUAAAUGCGCAAUUAGAAUGCCAAUGUAUUAUUUGCCACAGUACAUGGUUAGGUAUGAUUGGUGUGUGCUCGAGAAAGGUUGGGGACUGCAAGAAAGGGAUUGGAUGUGCUUGAUAGUAGGGAGUGGCUAGAACGUGAACGUUUGCUCCUGCCUUUUGCUUCGGCGGCUGUUCGGGACAGCUAUCGAGGAGACGUGGUAUUGAGACAUUGCGCAUGCUGAGCGCACAGCAUCUAAGCGUGUGAGAGAGGACAAGAAAAAGAGUUAGGGAGGGUGAGCUAGUGAAUAGAGCGAGAGGGAGCUUCAGGCAGAAAGACUGGACCAGCGUUCAAACACUGCAGUCUUUCUUUUGCUUCUGUGAAGAAACUCUCCCUCUUUCCACUGCCUUUCUCGCCGGACGUCUCCAUCUCCAUGCCCACCUAAAGAGGAGGAGGCAGAUGCUCUGUAGCGCAGGAGGGAGGGACCAGAAGACAGGACACUUUGCCUUACUAAUGAGACUCUGGAAAUGAAUUAAGCACCGUUGUGAGAUGCAAGAAGAGAAUAUGAGGGAGUUAAAGAAGAUGACUUGAUUGUUUGGGUAGGGAGGAGAGAGGACAAGCCACUAGACACUUUUCGGGUAGAGUUGGCAAGUUAGGACAGAGAUAAAAGAGGAGUGGAGCAGGUUAGGGAUUUCAGUGCACAAAGAUUACCUCGCUCAUACGCAUCCUCUUCAUCCUUUUGUGCUUGUUAAUGUUCCAUUCGCACUCCCGCGUGCAUCUUUCUCUUCUCACUGCAUGUAAGCCAAAUUACGUCUCUCACACACGCAGUGCUGAGCUCUGAGUCACAGUUUGAGCGCAUGUUUGAGAAGUUGCGGCGGGAACCUGAUCAGCAACUUCUCAUGAGAUACGGUAGGACAUUUCUUUAUCAUCCAGAGCACCCAACGCAACUGGGCUUGAGAGGAUGGAGGAUUUCAAACCCCUCCAAUCAGCUGCCUGAUGAAACGGAUCCGCGAUGCACCUGCUAACCGUCUUAUCUGCCAGGGCACGACACCUGCGUUUGAGGGAUUAGAGGUGGGGAAACAAGGAUGGUCAGAUGUGUGCGGUUGGAUUAUGUCCUAAACACACAAGAAUUACACAGGUGUUGUGGAAGGAUUAUGCAAACUCUCCAGCUGCAUGCAGUGACAUUAUAGGCUUUAGGAAUCAGGUGAAUGACAGAGUAUUAUCUCUAACAGAUUAAUUCUUAUCAAGCUAUGACUUUUGGGAUAUAAUUUAAUCACCUGCUCCAGGAUUUGAACGUGUUCAAAUUAAAAUUUGAGGUAAACUGAGGAUAGGUGAAAACACUUGCCCGCAGCAUCAACCAUCAAUGACUUUGACUCCCUGAACUUUGCACAGUACUGACACAUUCACUGCUAAAAAACUUUAAUAUGAGACGUUCAAGCACGGAUGAGACGCCGUACCGGCGCAGUCCAUCUCUGGACAGCAAACCUGACACGCCGCCGUUUACCUCUGGCUUCCAUCGCUUCAGUGGAGAGUUUGAGUACAAGCGGCCACCGUUUGCAUUUGGCUUCACCACCACAAAGGGGCCGCAGACUACCAAGGGCCGCUGCGGUCAGGGCAAGAAGUAUGUGGUGUUUUACCUGGACCUCUCCUUCAUAUUCCUCCUAGAACUGCGGCGCUGCAGGAUGGCUGAAGGUUGUAUGAUGGCCCUGCGUUAUGGGAUGGUCUUCUUCAACCUCCUCUUUUGGCUUGGAGGAUGUGGCAUACUAGGGGUGGGAGUGUGGCUCUCAGUGACCCAGGGCAACUUUGCCACCCUGUCGGCGUCACUUCCCUCAUUGUCAGCAGCAAACCUGCUCAUCGCGUUGGGAACGAUCAUCAUGGUGAUCGGCUGCCUUGGUUGUGUGGGGGCCGUCAAAGAAAGCCGUCCUCUUCUGCUUGCUUUUUUCGUCCUUCUUCUACUCAUCUUCUUCCUGGAGAUCCUGGCCAUCAUGCUGUUCUUCAUUUACCAAGACAAGAUUGACCACUACGCCCAGAGAGAUUUGAAGAAGGGCCUGCAGCUUUUUGGCACAGAGGGCAAUGUGGGUCUGACCAAUGCCUGGAUGAUUGUUCAAACUGAUUUCCGCUGCUGCGGAGUGACCAACCACACGGACUGGUUUGAAGUCUACAACGCUUCCCGUGUGCCAGACUCCUGCUGCCUGGAGUACAGCGACAAUUGCGGGCUGGACAACCCGGGAACAUGGUGGACGGCGCCAUGCUACGAGCGGGUGAAGGACUGGCUUAAUGAGAACCUGGUUGCCCUUUGGAUCUUUGCUCUAUGCACAGCACUUACGCAGAUCUUGGGGCUGGUGUUCUCCAUGACCAUGUUCUGUCAGGCAGUCAAAGUGGAAACCUUCUACGCUUGACAGUCGACCCUGCCGUCCUUGAGCACAUCUGCAAUGUUCCUGCACUUAAGAGGGACAGAUGCAGCUUUCCUCCUCCCCAUGCAUUCUCUUCUUUCUGAUCUUUCCCCUCUGCUGACAUUUUGUCCGCAGUGUUGCCACUUCGCAUCUUAUCUCCUCACUUUCAAACAAGCACAGUCUCAGUGUUAUACUUUUUUUUAUCAUUUGCUAUGUGUCAAAUACUAAUGACUGUGAUGUGUUUUACCUAGCAGUAUAAUGAACCUGUUAUGCGGUGUAACCUUUUUAAAUGUAUUUGUUUUAAAUUAUUUUUGUUUUUAUGUGUAAUCAAGAGGAGACGGUGAAGUGCUGCGGUGCAUGCCCCCUGCGAUGGUGUGUAUUAAAUGUUUUGAUCUA